This is a messenger RNA of Rhinocladiella mackenziei CBS 650.93, 687 nucleotides long. RefSeq lists its product as uncharacterized. The coding region runs from base 1 to 687 and encodes 228 amino acids. The transcript is spliced from 2 exons. NCBI's taxonomy places the organism in Eukaryota, Fungi, Ascomycota, Eurotiomycetes, Chaetothyriales, Herpotrichiellaceae. The record is from RefSeq and is a predicted model, not a curated record.
AUGGGCCUUCGAGUAAAACUACGACGGGCAUUCACUUCCAAGAAAGCCAGUCCCGACGAUUCAACACCUCGCAACGAGCAAUACUACACCGACCGUACAGACAUCGAGUACUACAAGCCUCACGAGAUCCCCAAGUCCAAAUACAAAGGCAGAGUCGAUCCAGAGCAUCAAGCCAACCUGGCAGCCUUCUCACUAGCCGAUGCCUUUUCAACAGCCCGGAGACGGACGUCACUUGCCCUAUCCGGCAGCUUUUCCCCAGGUGGCACCAAGGCCCAGAGCAGAGCAGCAAGUCGGGACCCAAGCCAAGCUCCAAGCAGAAGAUCGUCAUGUCAGGAUCAGCCGGGAUCGAGACGGAGGAUGGAGAGCGCCGGGGAGUCAGAUGGAAGUGAUGACUCAACCAGCACCAGCAGGGAGAAGAGUGUAGCUGCCAGUACAGCGCCGGGCCCUGACACUGCGAGCACGUCCCUCUCUGAUCAGCCAACUGCGGCCCCUUUCGCCCCUGCCGAACUCACCGCGAAACUCACCCAACAUGACAGCGGCAUUGAUAUGGGUAACGGUCUCUUGAAGCAAGUCACGGCUCCCGACACGCCCUUCACUGCCGAAGAGCUAGAGCAAGCAAUGUCGCGAGCAACUUUGAAGCCAAGAGGCUUGGGUGCCGAGGGCAAGGGCAUCGGUGUUGCUUCGUGA